UCUUCCAUAUCUCAUCCUCUCCAGAUCACACAGUUGAAGAUAGAACACAACCCGUUCGCGAAGGGCUUCCGAGGCGGGGACGAUACAGAGUUCAGCCGGUCAGCGCGGAAAAGCAUCAACUACCCAGUUAUACCCAGGAGCAACCCCGUACAAGCGUCCUUACUACCUCGGGGCAGGCCGAACAACAACUACGCCUGCUCCAGUAACAUGGCGGACACCUGUCCGUCCCUGUCCGCCAACCACUACCAGCAGACGACAGCCGGGUACAACACCGUGCCGCUAGGCUCGGCUAUCCAGAUGACCGCACAGGAAAACAGUACAGGUUGUAUGCAGAACUCUUUCAGCGGAAAUACAGACCUCGGCCCUCUCCCCAAGCGAGCUUGUCGGGAGGAAGACCGCUUGCUGUCGGACAACUCUGCCCCAACCUCCACCCUCACGACUUGGUCGAACCCACAGAUACUUCCAAAUAUGGAGAACCUCCAGCCGUUGAACAGGGAAACGUGUAUGUUUGCUAACUCAACCGGUGGUGAUACUUCUCUUCUUGCUGCCCCACAGCCUUUGGAUCCUCUAUCCACGGCUUUCAACAACAACCAGAACUUUUCCGUGCCGUUUUCUUCGUCUGGCGGCACGGGUUUUGUGUCAAACACGGGCAUGAAUUUCCUUCCAUCCUGUAGCUACGCACAGAUGCCACAGCAAGGUCUGGGGAUGAACGGCACUCCGUUUUUACACGAAGUUUCUAGAAACGUCGGUUGUCCCUCCAUGCAAAUUCCACAAUAACUCAUACACAGUUAGGCCAUGUUGAUUUGAUUAUAUGGAUGACGUCCACGCGCGCAUGAAUUUU
Branchiostoma belcheri (Belcher's lancelet) is the source of this 841-nucleotide messenger RNA. RefSeq lists its product as uncharacterized. Lineage: Eukaryota; Metazoa; Chordata; Leptocardii; Amphioxiformes; Branchiostomatidae. The transcript is spliced from 3 exons. Bases 208 to 777 code for a protein of 189 amino acids. The record is from RefSeq and is a predicted model, not a curated record.